AUGUUGCCAAGAACAUUGAGAAGAUCACUUGUAACGUUAGCCGCGCUCACCACACCAGUGUAUACUCAGAACAACGCGUCGCAGGAACCAUGCGCUCAGCUCAGCUCCCUGGCGACGAACGACGCCACGUUCUUUCCAGCAAACGUUGCUCUUUCGUGUCUGCGUUCUGUCCCACUUGCAAAAGCAGGUGAUCUGGUCCAGCUUCAAGGUCUGCGUGCAUUUCUGGAAUUCCAGAGCGACUUGGAGUACCUCAAGGAUCCUACUAUUGGUCGAAUCUAUCCUGGUGUGGAUAUUCUUGCUGGCUUGGACAAACUCACCUCGCUGCUCGAGGAUGAUGCCUAUGACAACGAAUACGAUUUCCAGACGGAUGUUUCCAGGAUAUUUUCCUCGGCUUAUGAUGGCCAUCUGGCGUACGUCCCUGACAUCACCGCUGUCUUUGCUUUCGGUAGACUACAUACCGAAGAUCUAGACGAUUCAGGUGUUCCGUCGUACUUCUCCUUGAUAUCUAUCACCACUGGCGACAACGUAACCCCAGAAGUCUACGCAUAUAUGGUUCAGAUCAAUGGCGAGGAUAUCCUGAGCUGGCUCAACAGUUAUGCGUCCCAGGACGGCCGAUCCCAGGACCCAGAUGCAAACUACAACCAGUUGUUUGUUAAUAUUCCCGCAUUGUUGUAUCAGGGCGUCGAGACGAAUUACUUCGCUCUUUCCAGAUACUAUCAAGGCGAUAACACUGUACUGAGGUUCGCUAACGAGACGACACGGGAUGUGAUUACACGAGCACAGCUACUGUUCAACGCAACACUAGAGGGACUGACUGAUGGUGCGAGCUUUUUCGAGAGGUUCUGUAACAAGAAUUUGACGGAGACCAUCCUGGCACAAGCAAGCUCAUCGUCUUCUCAGACGACAUUAACCGAAACUCAAGUUCCCUUCGAGCCUGUAUCGACAAAAGGUCUUCCACCACCUCAUCCUGCCUAUCCAGACCCGAUUGCGAUUUCUUCGGACAACAGUGUUGCUGGCUAUCUCUCCGAAUCUAUCUCGGAACUUGCUAUCCUUGCUAUCCCGAGUUUUACAACGAGCUCACCGAUUGAAUUUGAGAACGUUGUACGGCAGCUGCUGGCAACGGCGAGUGAAAAUAACCGCACCAAACUUGUAAUUGACUUUCGCGGCAACUCAUGGCUUCUCAAAAAUCCACGUCUGUCACGUGUCAAAGGAUCCCAGGUCCAGGGAAUGUUCACCUUAUACUCAAUCGUCAGUGCAGUCAUCACCGCCGCGCCGAUAUCCGACCAACUCGAGUUCGUCACCAAAUUCGGAAUAGACUUCGUUCAGGCUACCACACAAGCUCUCAGUCGUGCUGCUCCAGGAGGCGCGGUGAUUGUACAAGCCAGUCUCAAUUUCCGCAACAAUAUCCGUCAAGGCGACGACUCGGUGACUCCACUACAGCAUAUCUACGAAGCAGCAGAUUGCAGAUUCUUCUACACGCCUGAGAUGUAUGCCUCGCAAGCAGCUGUGUGGGAACGCGCUUAUAAUUCAACUUGGGGAGAUAUGGAGUGUAUUGAGGGUUCUACCGAGCAUCCUUCUUCUGUUAGCGGUGGUAGUGAUGUUACCGCUGGACCUCCGGGGAUGGCAAGUAACUUCUUUGGAGGAAACAACACAAUCUUCCUGGGAGAGCAACUGGCAUCUGCGCUUCUUGUGAAUAGUACCUCUGGCAAUAGCACGGAUACUGUUUCUGGAGCGGGCUCGACAGCAGGAAACAAUGGUGCCGAAGGUGGUCAAGGUAGUGGAGACUCCGAGGGCGGAUCCACUUAUGUUUCUGUCCCUACCGUCUUCGCUACCUUCAUGGCUUUAGGCCCUAUCAUGCUCUCAACUUAUUAG
Aureobasidium subglaciale EXF-2481 is the source of this 1872-nucleotide messenger RNA. RefSeq lists its product as uncharacterized. Lineage: Eukaryota; Fungi; Ascomycota; Dothideomycetes; Dothideales; Saccotheciaceae. The coding region runs from base 1 to 1872 and encodes 623 amino acids. The transcript has 4 exons. The record is from RefSeq and is a predicted model, not a curated record.